CAGUUCAUGUGUUUCAGGUCAGUUGGGUGUAAAGACUUCAGCUGGAAAGUGGAUACAUUUAGUUGAGUGAAGCAUCAGUGUUUUCUCUGAAAAAAACGGAUCAGUUCAACCAAAAAGGAGUUGGGAAAAGCUAGACGUCACAAUCGCCCUCAGUGCUGAUUCUGCUUUCUGUUAAAACUUUUUCUUUAAAAAACAGACUAAAUCAUAACUGAGCACCCUUUGAAAACAGAAAAUCAAAUGAAAGCUGUUCACACUGGAAUAUGCAGCAGAAACCUGCUUUGCACGUGGUAAAACAUUCUUUAUGACGGCCAAAAGCUCUUGAUGUUCCGAUCCUUUCUGUAAAUUGCACGGCGUGUGGCAGCUCCGCCCAUUAUCUGCCACUCCUACCCGAUAAGAGGGGCCCCACCUGUCCCAGCCCAGUGUUGAAGGACCCGCCCUGUGAAAUGUCUGCUCUGAGGGCAGCGGACGCAGAGCAGGAGGCAGGUGAAAUGUGGCCCGACAGGUCCGAGAGGAACACGGAGUCUGUGAGAUAGAGACGGGGAGGUUACAGAGAGACUGACGAGCCUGUCAGCCGAGAGGAUUUACACUCAGAGCAGUCUGGCCGGAGUCAGCACAGUCACAGAGUUGUUUGUUUUCCCGAGAGUGGGACUGGUCAUUUCACGGACACAGCGAGGAGAGGACUUCAGAACCUCAGAGGGGGGGCCUGUGGACCUACUACUAUUAGGCUUGGAAAAAGUGGAAUUUCCCUCCUCCUCCCCUAACUUGAGCUGGGGGCAGAUGGUCGCUCCGAGAGGCUGAGCAGAACUCAGGAAGGAGAGUGAGAGGAAGGGUGGGAGAGGGGCUGCAGAGAGAGGAAAAGAAGCCAGGAGUGGACAGAAGAGGAGACAUGCUUCGCUACGGUUCAAGACCAAGUGUUUCCACCACCACCACCAUAACAGAGAAGCCUCCGGGGUCUUCGAGUGAGACGGGGAUCAAAGGCGUCAGGUUAACUCUACACGUAGGGGACAAUGGAACCAAGAGAGCACAAACUUCAGACGCAACACAGGCGAAGAUCGAUGGGAAGGAGACGUGGAAGAAGACGAACGGCCUGGUCCACAGGGAGAGGCCAGCUGGCAGGGAGUCUCCUCAGCAGCACCUCAGAGACACAACCAAUGGGGUGCCAGAGCAUCACGGGCCCAAAGUGUACGGCAUAGUGCAGAGGACGGGCUCAGACAGACAGCGGGAGGUGAUGGCGCGCGAGUGGACAGUCAGUCACCUUCAGGAUGAGAUGAGGUAUAUCAAAGAGGUCAGAGACUCUUUGGAGAAGGUAAGAGAGAGGAUGUAUGGGCAGUUUGGAGGGAUGCAGCAAACAAUGGAUAAGCUUUCACAGGAAAUCAGGGCUGCCAACUCACACCGAAGGAGUCUGGAGUCUGAGGUGAAGGUGCGGACAGCAGCCAUGGACAGCUUUGACCAGAUGAACAGCUCCCUCAUAUCUGCCAACAUCGGCCUGCAGAAAUCCAUUCUGGAGAACUGUAAGGACAGAGUGGACACGAGUAAGGAUGUGAAGAGCUUGCGGAGCGCCUGCGAAAAAGCAAAAGAACAGCUCAGGGACAAGGAGCGGGAACUGGCUGCAGCAAAGGCUGAAAACCAAACCCUGAGACUUCAGGUGGAGUCGUCGCAGGAGGCCAACUGUCAGGCUUUGCGGGAGAUGUCAGCAAAGCUGCAGAGGGAAUACGAGGAAAAGCUGCAGGAGGAACAACGCAAGCACAGGGAGGAGAUUGAGAACCUACAGGCUCAACUGGACGAGUACAUCAGGCGACUGGAGGAAGCUGACAGAAACUUGAGGUUAGCGGAAGCUAAGAUUGCUGAAAGAGACCAGCGGAUCAUAGAAGUGGAGCGUCUCUUGGACUGUAUGGGAAAGGAGAAAAAUCAACUCCAGACAAAGCUGCAGGACUGUGAACAGCGUCUCCGUUUGAUGGAGCUAUCAGACACAACCGAUGCAACAGUAGCCAAAAGGUCCAAAGAGCUUCAGGGGGAAGUUGUAGACCUCCGUGAGAGAAUCAGACACUUGAAUGAUAUGGUGUUCUGCCAACAGAGAAAAGUCAAAGGAAUGAUAGAGGAGGUUGAAAGCCUGCGAGCUCAAGUCGCUCAGAAAGACAUGUUCAUCUCAGAACUUCUGGACAGGAUUGCGAUUGUGGAGUGUGAGAAUAAUGAGUUAGAAGACAAGCUGAAGUAUUUUAUGUCCAUACAGAAUAGGCCUCAAGAGGCAUUGGAAACAAGGGAGAUUGGAGUAAGCUGUGAUCUGCUCCCAAGCAACAUGCUGCAGUCCAACUCCUCCGCACUAAGUGGGACCUUCUUUUGCAACCGGCCAUCUGAGUCUAAACCUGACGAGAGUCCAGUCUGGUCCGGAAGAGAUGAGUGUCAAAGUGAGGUGUGUGUGGGAAGAAAAGAAUCCAUCACAACCUGCUGUUUUCCAGAGCGGCAGGGACAGGUGGGAGACCUCAGGAAGCAAAGCACGGAGGAGCUCCAGGAGCUUCUGCUCCGACAGGAGAAGAUACUCUCUAACAAGAGAUUAUUACGGACUCUUCCUGACCGAGGAGAAAAAAUUAAAGACUUUGCAGAGAAAGUGCGCCUUGCCAUCGAACAGCACCAUGAAGAGGAAAGAAGGCAGGCUUUGGUGUCUUCUGCCAAGACCGAGUUUCAGUCCAAGUACCAGCAGAGUUUCACUUCCCAGCAAUGUGCCGUCUCCCCUGCACCGGCGCCCCCCCACCAGGACAGAAACAGCCAGGAUGCUGCAGGAGGAGCUGCGCAGAUGGAGGAAACAUCACCCGUGUCGGCAAACUUGCAGGACAGCACCACUGUGGCUAUGCAGCACGAGCAGGUUGUCUCCAGCCCAGCUUCUGUUGGGGCAGCUCUGAACUCAGAUGAGACAAAGGAGGAUGCGCUUGUCGAAGCCUUGGACAGGGUCACACUGUCUGAAACCAGUACCGGGGAAUCCAAAGGCCACCUAAACCACGGGGCAAGAGACAAUUACUUUUCUGGACAGCAGCCAUCACAAAAGCCUCACUACAUGACCGUUCUGGAAAACUCAGACAAGUUGUCCGGUCUCAGGAAGCAGAAAUUCAAACCAAAUCAGUUGCCCCUUAGGAAGGAUCCUUCUCCGUCAGGGUCUAUGUCACCUGGUCAGUCGCCCGGGAGCGCGUCGCCGCUCUCUGCUCAGGCUCGACGGGAACGGGACAGAAAACACCUUGAUGAUAUCACUGCUGCCAAACUCCCUCCUCUCCGCUAUGAGCCAGCUAAAUUCCUUUCCCUGGAGGAGUCAUCCACACUCCUCAGGGAGCAAACUAAGAAGCAGCAGGAGCUCCAGGCCAAGCUGGCAGCCCAGAAACUGUCUGAGGGACUGAAGAUCUCUAUGGGGAGCUACUCUCCUGACGGUGGCCCCAUGGCUGCCUACAGGGAGGUUUGUGAUGGAGACCAGCUUUCCUCAGAGGAGGACUGAUCUAGGAGGGCCAGCUGGGGAAACCAGUGUAACCUUGGCCCAGGAGGAAAAAGGCUUUGGACCUCGUGAACCUGGCCUAUAUAAGAGGAUUUUCACUCCAAGAGCAAGAACUCUCAAACAGAGAAAAGGGGCUUUGCAUGGUGUGAAGGAACAGUUGGUAACCCAGACUCGACUCAGGAAAUUCACUGUCAGCUUGAGAAACUAGCUGACGUAAUUAGUAUUGAUAUCGUACUGGGUUCAGUUUUUUUCCAAAUUCCUGCUGGUAUAGUAACACCUUUUGCAGAUCAAGAGACUUAAAGGCUUAAUCUGAAGCACGUCUCAUGAGGUAACGCUUUGUCAGAGUGCUGAACCGAUGACAUCAUGGCCUUCCGACUCUGAGGGAACUUUUUGCUAACUCUUCGGCUUUAGAGUGCUAAAUAAUGCCAUGCACUCAAACCUCAUUAACAGGUGGAGCUGACUGUUUAGGCACAGUGUGACUGUCUGUCCAUACAGGAGACAGUUGUUUGUUUGUUUAUGUAAUGUUAUUGAUUAUGAAACAAACCAAAUAAAAAUAUCUGAUUCCU
This is a messenger RNA of Menidia menidia (Atlantic silverside), 4041 nucleotides long. The record is from the annotation of a GenBank genome assembly. NCBI's taxonomy places the organism in Eukaryota, Metazoa, Chordata, Actinopteri, Atheriniformes, Atherinopsidae.